Prorocentrum cordatum is the source of this 2646-nucleotide messenger RNA. NCBI's taxonomy places the organism in Eukaryota, Dinophyceae, Prorocentrales, Prorocentraceae. The record is from the annotation of a GenBank genome assembly.
GUGGCGGUCACGCUUUGGCACUCGAACGUGCAGGGGGCCCCGAACCAAGACGACCUCAGGAGUGCUCUACGACACGCGACCCGCAUGGACGCCGACGUCGUAGUGCUCACAGAGACUCACUGGGACAAGACGCGUGCGAAGGAGCGCGUAUCCGCGCGCAGCAAGUUCGGCCACGCCUUCGCAACGGCCUCUCACACGACCACUCCGAACACAGCGGGCGUGGCCAUCUACGGUCCAGCAGGCCGGGUAGCAUCAGCAGUGCUUCGCGCAGGCUCAACGGACGUCUUGAUCAUCGGAGUGUACGGCCACUCCGGCACCAAGCGGGCAUCGAAGGCCGGCAGGGCCGCUCUCGCAGAUGCUCUCGCCGUGCGCGCUGCUGCCGCCGACCUACCAACAGUCAUGAUUGGGGAUUGGUGCAUCGAUUAUUCACGCAGCCGCAGUUUGACGACACUCGAUGCCAAGCUCGGCCCACCUGUCUCGGACGAGCUUUCAGCCAAGAGUCCAUCCGACCACGUCCAACACUGCACGGAGUUCGCCGUGGGCGCCGACGCCGACGUCACCUCCCUACGACGCCACCACCCGCUGGCACCUCCCGCCUCCAAAGCCUUGUGGUUGGAAGCAUGGGAGCGCGCGGCCACCACCACGCGCCUCGCCGAGGCGGCGGCCGGGCACGACCCGAGCGCGUAUUGGCAGGCUUGGUCGGACACCCUGGAGCUCAGCGCCGGUGUCCCCCAGCACAGCCUCACCAGGUCCGACGGCGACGACGUGCGGCGAUGGACCAAGGUGUGGAAAUCUGCCGCGGACCACGCCAACACCGAGGAGCACCGACAGCCAGUCGCAGAACGGCGACUCCGACGCGUCUACCGGCGCCUCCUGCAGUACGGCAACAUCCAGGGCGAGGACGCGGCACUCAGCGCCUCCCUCGCCAGGAGCCUCGGCUCCCUGGUUUCCGACGGUAAUCCCCACCCGGCCACUUACGACGACGCCGUCUGCAGCGUUCGACGGGCCAUCCGGGCCUUCGAGGAGGAGGUCAUCCAGUCCCGCUUGAACCAGUGGAGACACCAACAGCAGCAUCAUUCCAUGACGUCUGCCUACGCCUACGUCCGCAACGCAGCCAACGCCCCCCCCGCGGCCGCAACCGAUCCAACCUCGGGCCGGCUCUCCGGGGGAUGCGCCGCCAGCAUUGAGGCAGCCAAGCGCGCCUGGGACGCCAAGAUGGCCGCUCCCCCAGACACCUCCAGCCUCGACCAGUAUUUCGCCGAGGCCGCCAGAUACGUGGCCCCAGUCCGACCGUGCGUGGAGUGCGGCGGAAAGCGGCACCUCGAGUGGGACAGGUUCACCGUUGCAGGCCUCAAGGCGGCAGCAUGUGGUUGCCGGGGCACCGCAGCCGGGCCCACGGACUACGACGCCGAUUUCCUGCUCUCCAUGCCCACGCCUGCGUGGCAGCACCUGGCGGACCUCGCUGACAUGAUCAUGGGCACGGGCAUCUGGCCAGACGCGCUCCGCGCGCAGAACGUGACCUUCAUUCCGAAGAUCUCCUCGCAGGACCUGCGCCCGAUCGCCGUCAUCCCCGUCGUCACGCGCACCCUGUCGAGGUGCCUUGUUCAACAUUACCGUUUCUGGACCACCAGGGUCCAAUCUACAGACGCGGUCGGGCAGCUGCUCCGGUUCGAGGCCGCCGUCACCGCGCGCAUAGCCGACAACCGCCCGACAGUUGCACGCACCAGUGACCUGGCCAGUCGCUUCAAUCACAUCGACCCGUCUUUGGCGGAGCGAGCGGCGGUUCUUCACGGCAUGCCGGACACGCACGCUCAUUUCCUCUUCUCCGUGAACGUGGACAAGCCCACAAUUCUCCGUGGUGGAGAGUACGCCAUGCGCGCCCCACCGCCAGACAGCGGUCUUGCACAGGGCGACCCGAACUCUCCGGUGGGAGCGGCUGUGGUCGCCGCCACGCACAAGGCAAUCUUGAAGAGCACAGUCGACGGCCUGCAGUACUUCGACACGUACGUCGACGACAGGACGGCCCUGACCAACUCUUUGGAGGCAGACCGACAUUAUACCUUGGAGGUGGCACGUCUGGACCGCCUCACGGGACAACGCGAAGAUCCCAAGAAGGGCUCUAUGGCGGCGGUCUUCCUUACCAACGGCGCCGACCGCGCCGACAGCACCCUCCCCCUCCCCCUCCCCCUCACCAGCAGUCGCGCCGACAACCACAUCGACACCGACAUCGAGGUGGCGGCCCGCGCACCGAACGGAGGGCAGGGGAGCUCCAGGCGCAUGGCCAUGGUGAGAGCAACCAUGUCCUUGUGGCGCUGGGACGCUCCGUGGGUCAUGGCCGACGACACGGACCUGCACAGCAUGCGCUACGACAGAGACAAGACCAUCACCGGGAGACAAAGACAUUGGGCAUGGAGGCACGGCGGUGCUUUCUGGCUCACCACGGACAAAGGAUGGCUCGUGGAGCCCUUCGCGGUGCAGUUCUCGGCCGAACGGAGCGCUUUCAUGCUGCAUGGUUGGCACGACCAACACCGCCCUCAACUCUGCACUUUGGCGUACCGGGUGCUCAACUACAAACUGGCGGUCUUCCGGCCGUGGCACGCCGCGUGGCUUGCAGCCGCCGCGUCCGGCCGACAGCAGCAACAAUAA